Messenger RNA from Vollenhovia emeryi, 1707 nucleotides. RefSeq lists its product as uncharacterized. The record is from RefSeq and is a predicted model, not a curated record. The coding region runs from base 632 to 1345 and encodes 237 amino acids. The transcript has 2 exons. NCBI's taxonomy places the organism in Eukaryota, Metazoa, Arthropoda, Insecta, Hymenoptera, Formicidae.
GGCACCUGAUAAACGGUAACCGAUACGGUGCAUCAAAAUACACGUUAUCAAUAAAUUCUAAUACAUAUUUAAAAAGCUCCAUAUGUAAAAGUAUCGAGCUUUUUAAAUAAAAUCCGAGACCCAUAAAUAAAUGUGACACCCACUGGUCGAAGCUCAAUCAAGAACGUUGCGACACCCACUGCCGAAUUAUCUCGAUCUAACAUCGACUACUGCGGACUCUGUCCUCUUUCGAGGGCAGUCCCAGCACCCAGUAGUCGAAGCUUGAUCGAGAACGUUCCAGUACAUACUGUCAAAUUAUCUCGAUCUAACAUCGACUACUGCGGACUCUGUCCUCUUUCGAGGGCAGUCCCAGCACCCAGUAGUCGAAGAAUGUUUUGUUGAAAAUAAUGAUUAUUUAAAUAACGAUGUACAUAUGUCUGAAGACGUUGACGAACGUAGGACUCUUAUUCAAAUUAUGGAGAAUCUGAUUUUGAUGCAUCACAAUUGAAUGAUAAUAAUACUGACUGUUAUGAAGAUGUAAAUUUAAAUAUACAGAAAGAACUUUCCUUACGAGAAUUUUUACAGAUGUGGAGUGUUGAGAAUAAUAUUACUCGAGUAGGUCUUACAAAAUUACUCAAAGGUCUGAGAGCGAAUGGACAUAAAAAUUUUCCUUGUGAUGCACGAAACAUUGUUAGAAUCUCCAAAAACAACGUCAACGAUUAAUAGUUAUUCUGGUACUUUUUAUUAUCGCGGAUUGCAGAGAGCACUGAACGAUCAUUUACGACACACGAGACCUGUGUAUGAACCAACUGAAAAUCAAAUAAAACUCAAUUUGAGCAUUGACGGAUUACCAUUGGCAAAAAGUUCAAAAGCACACUUUUGGCCACUUUUAGGUCAAAUUAUUCACAGUGUUUAUAGAGAAAAACCAUUUGUCAUUGGAGUAUUUCAUGGAUAUUGUAAACCGAGCAAACCUGAUGAAAUCAUUCAUCAAUUUAUUGAAGAAUAUAAUGACAUUCAAGAUAAUGGAUUUCAGUAUGGAGAGAAAAAAUACAAAAUUUUGAUAAAUGCUGUAAUAUGCGAUGCUCCUGCAAAAGCAUUCAUGAAAUGCAUUAAAGGUCAUACAGGAUACUAUGGAUGCGACAAAUGUGAAGAGGAAGGUGAAUGGAGGGAUAAUCGAAUGUUAUUUCUCAAUGAAUACGCUCCAUUACGUACGGAUGAAAGUUUCUUAUUACGACAUAAUGAAGAUCAUCAUAUGAAUGAUUCACCUUUUGAAAACAUAGCAUUGAAAAUGGUUACACAGUUUCCCUUGGAUUAUAUGCAUCUCGUUUGUCUCGGUGUCAUGAAGACUUACAAAAUUGUGAAUUAAAGGAAUAAAGGGUAUUAAAUUGCGUGCUUCUCAAAUAAAUCAAUUGUCUACAGAUUUGAAACUGUUAAUACCAUACAUACUGUUCGCGACUCUCUUUGGGAGAGCUCGCUGGACCGCUGCGGUUGGAAGCAGGGCUGAGAGGACUUAGCGGUGAGAGGCUCGAGGAACGGAUGUACGCGUGAGAGGGUAGAAAUCACGUGAUCGUAACUCGAAUCGAUUGUGUAAAAUACCGUGGUCCGUUUAAUAAAUGUAAAAGCUUACAGUUUGCGCAGUCUAGGGUUUAAUGGGGAUGAUCAGUCUCUGUGUCACUUGCACGGGUCGAUUAUAUUAAUCGAUGACCGGCCUCGUGAUUGUAGAUGCCC